This is a messenger RNA of Lingula anatina, 7665 nucleotides long. Its product is annotated as protogenin B. Gene Ontology annotation, biological process: cell-cell adhesion. Lineage: Eukaryota; Metazoa; Brachiopoda; Lingulata; Lingulida; Lingulidae. Gene Ontology annotation, molecular function: protein binding. The record is from RefSeq and is a predicted model, not a curated record.
UUCAGUGAAUGUAUUCAUGCUCUCGAUGGCCCUCUCUUUAGUACGAAAUGGAUCGCUCAGAUCAGCCUUGACGUUUCGGGAUAUAUGGCGUCCCAACUUAUCUACCUCAUUUUGUGGGCAUGUGCAGCAUCUCUCGUCCUCGCUGCAGAAGGAAUAAGGCACUCAUCAAACUUGGAUAAUUUGGGAUUUCUCCAGGAACCAGAGGAUGUUGUGGGUGUGAAGGGCCAGCCAAUUCGGCUAGAGUGCUUGGCCCGGUCUCCACACAGCCCUGUCACUUAUUCGUGGAAGAAAAAUAAUGAAUUUUUGCAACAGACUCAAAGAAUAACUUUCCAGAAUGGAACUCUGUACAUAAAAAAAGUAGUGCGUAGAAAAAGGAAGGAUAUCACAGAUGAAGGGGUUUAUCACUGUAUUGCUAAGGAUGACAAGGGAAUAAUCAGUAGCAGGCCAGCCAGGAUUUCCAUAGCAAGUUUGGGGAGGUUUUUUACCAACCCCGCGCCUGUGUCUGUACAUCGAGGAGGUGCCGCGCGAAUGUCAUGUGCUGUGAAAGAAUCCCUACCUUUACCUCAUUAUUCAUGGUUAAAAAACAAUCAAACUUUAACACAAGACAGCAGGCUUGUGAUGCUGCCAUCAGGGGUGCUUCAAAUAAAUCAAGUCCAGGAUUCAGAUGCAGGUCAAUAUGUGUGUAUGGCUUCUAAUGUAGCAGGAGAGAGACUCAGUGAGCCUGCAGCACUGAGGGUUUUGCCAGCUGUUAAUCGGCCACCAUCAAUCAUUGCUCGGCCUGCCAAUAUAUCUGUAGUGGUUGGACAAGGUGCCAUCUUAGAAUGCCUAGCUGAUGGGGACCCAAUGCCUGAUGUUCAAUGGCAUCGUGAAGGUGGUCAACCCAUCUCCAGUGCUGUGUCCACUAUACUGGGCCGAGGCAACCUGCUGAUCUCCAGUGUUAAUGUCAGUGAGACUGGAGUCUACACCUGUACUGCUAAGAGUAGUGCCUAUGACCAGGUGGUCGUUGCCAGGGCAACUGUGACAGUGCAUGUUCCCCCAAAGAUAACAGAACUCCCAGUGGAUGCUAACACCCCAGUAGCAGGAACUGGGCGUUUUAACUGCAAGUUUCAAGGAACACCAGUGCCCUCCAUCCACUGGUUACACAAUGGGGAACCAGUUGUCCUGAAUGGAAGAAUGACUGUUAACAAUAUCUAUACGCUGGUGAUCAUCCAGACUACCCAUGACGAUGCGGGUUACUAUCAGUGUGUGGUACAGAACCAGGCAGGGUAUAUCAGUGCAGUGGCCAAGUUGAAUAUCGAGAAGAGGGCUAACGAGCCCAGUGCACCGACCAACCUGAAGGCAGUGACCAUCUCCAGUGAGGUCAUUAAUGUCAGCUGGUCAGAAUCCCCUCCAGUGAAUGGAGAACCUACCAUAGCUUAUUCUGUACACUAUCUGCCCACACAAGGUGGCAAAGAACAUCAGGAGGUUGUCAAGGAACCACACAAAAGAAUCACCAGACUACUACCUCAUACCAACUAUACCUUCUAUGUCAGGGCAUAUAACACAUACAGCAGCAGUCGCCAGUCCGAGGAGAUCACUCAGAUGACAGCUGAAGAUGUUCCCAAAUCUGCCCCCAGUGUCACGCUGGCAAGCCAUGCUGACAGCAAGAUCAACGUUUACUGGGACAAGCUCCCACCUAAGGAGGCACGAGGAGAAAUCACUCAGUACAAGAUUAUAUACAGGAGAAAGAAUGUGGAUGAAGAAACCUACAUACUUGUCCCAGGGGAUCAGACUUCUUAUGAGAUCACAGGCCUUGCCCCCAGGACAACUUAUGAGGUGCGCCUACUGGCCAGAACCAGCCAGGGCUACCCUGACCUUCCCAGACAGACCUGGGCCACUGUCACCACCACCAACUCACCAAAUCCACAAGCCCCUGAGGUUCCAGACCUGAAGGUGAUUGUGCUGAAUGCUACAGCUGUGCAAACCUCCUGGCGCUAUCCCAACACCUCCCAAACCCCCGUAGAUGGGUUCAAGAUGAAAUGUAAGAAGAUCGGAGAUGAGGAGGGCUCUGGACAGACUUUUAAUGUACCGAAAAAUGUUUUCAAGAAGAUCAUAGCAAAUUUAGAGAUGGGCACUCAAUACGAGUUCCAGGUAGUGGCAUACAACUCCUAUGGUGAUGGACAGGCAGCUGUCAGAGAUGCUUCAACUCUUGAAGUUCCAACCAGUGCUGUGCCUGUGCCAAUAGAUGUCCACGCACACUCAGAGUACUCCACCACCAUGUUUGUGAACUGGCGGGUUGCAUCCGAACCGAUCAUCUAUUCUUAUGAACUACGCUACAUGGAAGAUAACAAGGAAGACACCAAGGAAUUGUUAGAAUUGAAAGAAAAGAGUGCCCAGCUGAGUGGCCUGAAGCCAUACACCAUGUACAGGAUAGCUGUCCGCUCCUUCACCCACAACGCCCACAGUGAAUACAGCAAGGAAGUCAUGUGUAGGACAAAAGAAGGAAAGCCUGGUAUGCCAAAAAAUCUGAAGGUGACUGUGAGGAGUCCAACAUCAGUGGAAGUGUCAUGGCAGGCCCCAGACAACCCAAAUGGAAUAAUACGGGAGUAUACUGUCCAUUACAAAUAUCAAGAUCAAGGAUCUGCAUCAUUCAGAAUAUUGAAUGGCUCAGCAACAUUUGCAAAGCUGGCCCAACUGCACCCAGGUAAAGUGUAUCAGGUGGAAAUACAGGCUUCUACCAGAGCAGGCAAUGGGCCUCGCAGUGAAAAAUUGGAGUUCAAGUUGGAGGUACCUCCGCCUAGUGAACCAAUAGACAACCUGGAUGACACCAAAGUUGGUAUUAUAGCUGGGGUCUCUAUUGGCAUUGUGUGUGUGGCUAUCUGUAUUGUCCUCAUCAUAUUGAAAGCAAGGAACCGUCAACGACCUAGUGAGCCAGAAGCUGUGCGUUAUUACGGCAAUGGCCAUCUACCUCAGUCAAACGGUGGCAAUUUGUACCACCAGUGUACGGCAAAUGGGCAUGAAGAUAGCAUCACACCCAUGUUACCAGCAAACUGCACAACUGCUGAUGACCCCACAAUUGAAAUUCAAACCCCAAUUUUGAAAAGGAAGGGGAUACCUACAGUCAACCAAGGUUACAGGCCUAAUGGCAUUGCCAUCUCCUCCAGACUGGGGCAGAAAUAUGGGGUGAAUGGACGGAACAUGGAGUCCCCUGAUAGCCAGCAUUUGUUGCAAAACACAAGUAGUGAGCCAGAAGGCAGCUUCCAUGGCGGCGUAGGCAGCAGUAGCGUCAGCAGCCCAGAGCCAAGCAACCAUACUUCCUCACAGUAUCUGUCCCCCAACACAGACUCUGCUUCCUCACAGAGUCCUCCAGGCUCGUCACAGAGUCCUCCAGGCUGUUUGGAGGGAGAUAUCACACACUCUGAUACGGGUAAAAUUCCUCCACCUCCACCUCCUCCUCCUCCUCCUUAUCCUCAGCCUCUACAGCAGCAACAGCAGCAGCAGCUCCAGCAGGAUUCUCAGCAUAGCAAGUCUACCUCUCACGCCAAACAACUUACAGACUCAACAGAACAACUCCAGUCUCAGGGUGAUACCAUGGAAGAGGGUCCAGAGCCUCUGCCAAAGCUCUCGAAUUCUACACAUUUCCCAACAGCAAUGCCUCAGGUAGAAGAGACAGAGUUUGCAGGGACAGCAUCUCAGUUAACACAAGAUCAGGCAUUUAUCACCACAGUCUAGGUGUAGCCUAGUAGAUCACAGCUGUAAGACAGAUUGCUGCGGAGUAUUCAGCAGGGAAGAACAGAAGGAGACUUAAGAGGAUAAAAGAAGGGGCGCUCAGUAUAAAACAGCGAUGCAGGGGACACUGAUUGCACUGCAUUUACUUCGGAUAUUAUUGCGGGUAUAAACUUAUUUUUAUUAUGUUCUUCACACCAGGUUCCUGCUUCUUACAGUGUAACUUCAGCAGAGUAAGAGUGGAGUGCGGCAUAGCAGGGAGAGACCAUGAUGAUGAUGAGGAGGAUGAAGUGGACAACACACAUAUAUAUAUGCUGGCAUGGUUUUGAUGCCAUGCUUGUGCAUACAACGAAUAGUGGAAUAUAUCUAAGGUGCUGCUCUGUUGAUAAUGAGGAAUUUCUAGUCGCUGUGACAACAGAGCUUUGCUGCUGUUGCCCUCCACAUCUAGUGCUCAUACACCAAUUCUCCCAGUCUACGCAGCAGCAGGGUUUACAACGAGUUUUCAAGAAAUCGUAGCACAAAUUUUCAAGGCCAAGCUCAGGCUCUUCUAGUCCAUGUUCGCCUACUGCAAGUAAAAAAAUAAGGCAACUGUAUUCACACACUUCCCAAGCUGAAAGUCUUCGGUAGUCAUGAUGAAGGAUAUAGGGGCUUUCAACUAGACAACUAGUGCAACCUGUACAGAAAGAUGCAUUUAAAUUCAACCUCAGUCACACAUAGACAAUUAUCGAUUUCAUGUCGAAGUGCAUUUACAUGUGUUUGUCUGGAGUAAGAGUAAAGGGCAUGUACAUAAUAAAAUAAAUAAAAAAAACCUCAAUAGAUUUUCUCACGGGUAUUGAGUAACCUCAGAAGUAAUCUAAGUAGUGAUUUAGUCAUUUUACAUGAAUCAUGCAAACUAAGGGUAGCUGAUUUCACAUAUACUAGAAAUUGGCCCUAUUUAGUCUUGUGCAUAGUGGUUGGAAUAAUAUCAUUAUACUAUUAAUAUUUUAGCUAUUUAACCAUAGGCUUUCCUUAUUUUUUGUAUCUGUGUCAGCCUUUUAACUGUCAGCUAUUCUAGCAUCUAGGGACCAGACGUCAGGGGUAGCUGGGAGCAUUCAUUAUUUGUCCUUUCAUUUUUGUUGGUUUUUAAAUGGAGUUUUGUGCUCACUCUUUACUAACAGUAGGUGGCAGCUCUCAUCAAGUCGUUCCUCUACCUAGAUCAAGUAAUCACACUUUGGACUCUUUGUAAGAAAGGGUGGGUUGAAGUCUUCCUGUACAGCUCAAAUAUCAGUAUAUUUUAUUAUUGUUCAACUGUCCAAAACCAGUAUAAUAUGUGAUGGUACAUAUCCAGUGUUUUAUGUCUUUUAGUAUUAUUUUUGUUCUUAUUAUUUGACAACUUCAAAGAGCACUCCCUUCCUUGUUAAUGUAAUAGGUACAUGUUAAUGACCCAGCUGUCCGUGGUCCUCUGGCCAUAAUGCUAAAGUAUGUGUACUUUUAACCACACUGUUUAUAUAUAAAUAUUAUAUAUUUGUUGUUUUAUCAAGGCGACCUUUUAGUCAACAUACAUAUGUGUAAAUACUAUAUAUACACCUUCCACAGUAUUUGUGGCAGGCCCAAGAAGAAGCAUGACAUUUGCGAUUUACAAAAACAGUCAGUUGUAAACAGGAAGCAUUAUUAUUAUUAUAACUAUAUAUAUUAUAUAUAUCUAUAUCUUUAUCUAUAUAUGUAUAUGUUAGUAUGCUUGUUAAUGUUUCAGUAAAGCAAGUAGACCUCCUUUGCCCCCCCCCCUCCCCCCCUUCCCCAUGUGCAUGAAGCCUCGUAUUUCUACCUCAGUAUCUUUGCACAUGGCCGCAUCUCAGGGAGUUAAAUAUUGAUUACGUUACCAUGUGCAAGGUGCCUCUGACACUUGGUACUCGUGUGCUGUAUGUUGUCUAUACACGUGCCAGUUUUGUGUAGAAAUGGUUUGGCAGCUGUACCUUAGUGGUAACUCAUGUUUCUUCCAUCUGAUUUUAUUUUAUUCAUUUUUUUUUCCAAACAGAAAUGAUGGGUCUUUUUCAGUUCAGGUUUUAAGAUCUACACAAUUUGUGUACUUUUAGAAGCAGGGUACUAUUUUAGUUUAAAAGCUACUUGUCAUUGCAGUUGUGCACCUCUACCAGCUUAUGACAGUUUUAGGACACUAAGUAAAUAAGCUUUUGACCUUUUGUUAUCUGGAGCUAAUAGUUGGAAGAAACUGGACAUGUGUCAGAAAAAUCAAGGGGGUUAAACUCUCAAGCCAAAGUUAUGUUGAGUAGUAGGUAGAUAGUCAUUAUAUUUUGUCUCUUUGUAUCUAACACACAGUACACUCAAAAUAACAUGUGCGUGGAGAAGCUACACACCUUUGUUUACUACAUCCCAAACGUGUCCAUAAAAUGUCACUGACUAUUGAAUGCCCCGAUUUUUUGUGUGCAUGGGAAGGCUUGUUAAAUGCAGGGUAUUUAAUAGCUCAUCACCUGGGUCACAUUAUUUGGGCAAAUUUGGGAAGAAGAAAGCAAAUAUGUGUAGUUACUCCAUGCACAUUUUGUUUUGAAUGUAUUUCUUGUCUAAACUAAGACUCGCCUGCCUACUCAACGUACGUCAAGUUUGAGAGAUCAGCCCUUUGGAACAUCUUCCCAACUUUUUGGCAAGUCUGUAAAUACUCCCCUCAAAUUUACAGGCACCAUGAUAUGAUUUUUUUAAAGUUAUGUAAGCGUCAUUUGUCAAAGAUUAGAUUGUGGGAUCCAAGUUAUCUGAUGAAAAAAAUUCUCUCCUGCUCGACAUUGUUACUUUGACAAUGUUUUGUACGAGCCUUUACAAAAUAUACCUCAUUUCAGAGGUAAACUAUAUAAAGCAUCAAUUUUGUCUAGGUAAAGGCCAAUUUUGGAAAAUUUCAACUAUGGACAAAUUAAUUAUUUUACAUCUUGUAUUUGAUGAUAUAUGAUUCUUUACCUUCAAGUUGUUUUUAGCAAGAAAAUAGUAUGGCCCAGAUAACAUCACCUAUCUUGGAUUGCACAAUGUUCAGAUUUCAUGGUUAUAUUUUGUAGUAAGACUUUACUCAAUGGCGUGUAAGUAUGCAAUACCAGAAAUGUAACUAAUGUUUCAAUUAACUAAAUAGAUAUUCCAGCACAUUUUCAUGUCUUUAUUUUAGGAAAGUGGGGUUUCUUUUGAAAAUCAUUAAGCAGGUUUUUCUUCUAGUUUUAUGUGCAGACACCAUAUGUCUGUGCAUAUUUUUGUCAUCUCCACCAUUUUCCUUCACCUUGUUCAGGCUUUUCCGAGAAAGCACAGAUCUGGUUAUCUUUUUAGUAUUAUUUCGAAUUUAGUUCAUUUUUUAAGUUAUAAAUCAAUUCCAGCCUUUUUCAUAUCCUUGCAUGGUUCUUUUCUUUUCUUUUUUUUUUUUCAAGCAUAUUUUUAGUUUCUGUAAAUUUGUUUGCACCCAUGUCAGCAUUGCUGUCAAGAUUCAACUCCAGAAAGCCAACUUUUGUUACUGCCAACACUAGGUGCAUUGCCAAACGAUGGCAAUAAAAGUAAAGUGAAAAAAGUUCUUGUUGCUGACUUGUUAUAUAUUUAUGUGUUAAAUGUACAAUCCAUAUUAAAUUUGGAAGUGAACACAAAAUGUAUUCAAAGGCACAUGGAAUGGGGAUAUUUCUGUUACAUUUAUACUGUAACCCAUAACCAACUUAAAUUGGUUGUCAAACUGAAUACAUGAGAAUGUUAAGCCAAGCACGUUCAAACAAAAUCUGCCUGGAAAAUUGCACCAUAAAGUGGAUUUAUUCUCAGUUGUAAGGUUAGUAUUUGGUAAAUGUUAAUUCCUGAAGGUAUAACCUUUCCUUAGAAGUGUGAUUUAACAUCCAUUCAGUUGUAAAUACGCAUGAAAUCAACGUGCAUUUUCCAGACCAUUUUGGUUGAAUAAUUUUGGUAGCACGUUCUUCAAGGUUGUCCAAAUUUUGGACACAUCAAAAGAACUCUCUU